Chaetomium strumarium is the source of this 1196-nucleotide messenger RNA. RefSeq lists its product as uncharacterized. Gene Ontology annotation, cellular component: nucleus; cytoplasm. Gene Ontology annotation, molecular function: protein tyrosine phosphatase activity. The transcript has 2 exons. The record is from RefSeq and is a predicted model, not a curated record. The coding region runs from base 275 to 802 and encodes 175 amino acids. NCBI's taxonomy places the organism in Eukaryota, Fungi, Ascomycota, Sordariomycetes, Sordariales, Chaetomiaceae.
AUCUGGCAACGGGCCGACUGGAUCGACCCCGCCAUCAAGGUCCUCAUCCUUUUGCUGCCUCAGCGUGUCCGCUCUACGGAUACAGUGCUCUCACUACUCCUAGGAUCGAUUUCAGAUAUGAAACACAAAGCCAGAAUUUGAAGAGAACUUCUUGGCGAGGAUCACCCUCCUCUCCAGCUGCAUCAGUACGAUACUGCCUACCUUGUUCAUUCACAUUUCUUCCCCGGCUACACAGUCUGUCACAGUGCACACACCCCGCCGUCAAUAGAGUAAAAUGGCCACAAUCGGCACCCUUCAGCGGCUCUCAGCCGCCUCUCUAUCCAAGAUGCUCCUCGCCGCCCAGGAGGCGGCCGCGGCUGGUGAUCCUAGCAUCGCCAUCAUCGACGUUCGGGACGACGAUUACAUAGGCGGGCACAUCAAGGGCUCCCAGAAUGUACCGUCGCGCACGCUCGAUGCGAUGUUGCCCGCCCUCGUCCGCCAGCUACAGGACAAGGAGACGGUCGUGUUCCACUGCGCGCUGUCCCAGCAGCGGGGACCGACCGCCGCGCUGCGGUAUAUCCGGGAGCGAGAGCGGAUCCUUGCUUCGCUGAAGGGGAAGAAGACGGCUUCCGGGGAGAAAACUCCUCAAGCUGUGAGGGAAGAGGGUGUCGUUGCUGCUGUUUCCGGGGAAGGGAGUCACGAGGUGAAGGAGCAGAAGGUGUACGUGCUUGACCGGGGCUUUGUGGGGUGGCAGGAGGCGUAUGGGACGGAUGAGCGGUUGACGGAGGGGUAUUGUAAGGAGUUAUGGGAAGAUGGAUAUUAAGGAUGAGGGUUGGGUCCAAGCGCAUUGGUGGAAACGGUAUGGGGUCAGUUCCCUGUGGUAACUUCGGUUUGUGGCGGGAGUGACUCUGAAGGAUCAUGCCGACUGGGAAUGGCGUUGGGCGGCAACGAAGAAAUACGGAAGAGAUCUUUCCCCUUGGUGAUCCAGUCUGUCCGGCAAGCCAUGAAGAGUCCUCUAAUAACUCACCGGCGCCUCAUUCACAGCGCCUUUUAGUCUCAAAUAUCGGUAUUACCAGCUUUCUGUAGGAGAGAUGACAUGUGCAUACCAGGGCUUCCUCGGUUGAGAAGAGCAAUGAUCUCAAUGCUCUAUCCUGGGCCCAUCGGCGAUGUUAAGAGCCUCUUUCACAAUACACAAUAUAACAAGAUGGCGGUUUGGG